This is a messenger RNA of Sclerotinia borealis F-4128, 4347 nucleotides long. The record is from the annotation of a GenBank genome assembly. NCBI's taxonomy places the organism in Eukaryota, Fungi, Ascomycota, Leotiomycetes, Helotiales, Sclerotiniaceae.
AUGCAAUGCUACACGGAGCUGACACCUCCUACAGCUGUCACACAUUCUUUGACUCUCCCAUUCUUGUCGGCAGAUGCCAGCAACCUCGUCGUCGCAAAAGCCUCAUUACUACAAAUAUUUACAAUUAAGACUGUGUUCGUGGAUUUGGACCAACGUUCUGGAAAGGAUACUUCGGCAGUGAACGAUCCCACAAGCAUUGAUGCUAGGGUUCAUGAUGCCGAUAGGGUUCAAGCUGCAUUCCUUGGCGCAGAUUCAAUUUUGCAACAAUCCGAAUUAGCUCAGACGACGAAACUUGUACUUAUAGCCGAAUAUAACCUUUCGGGGACGAUCACAUCUAUUGUUCGAGUAAAAACUAUAUCCUCGAAGACUGGUGGUGAAGCACUUUUAGUGGGAUUCAAGGAUGCAAAGCUUAGUCUGGUAGAAUGGGACCCAGAACGACCUGGCUUAUCAACGAUAUCAGUCCAUUUUUAUGAACAAGACGAACUACAAGGAAGCCCAUGGGCACCAAGUCUUGGAAACUGUGUCAAUUAUCUUACAGUCGAUCCGGGAAGCAGGUGUGCUGCACUGAAAUUUGGAGCUAGGAGUCUCGCGAUUCUGCCUUUCAAACAAGACGAAGAUGUUAAUAUGGACGAUUGGGACGAGGACUUGGAUGGUCCUCGCCCUACAAAUUUUUCGACAAAGACUACAGCGGAAAAUGGAAACCUCGAUACCCCGUACGGAACCUCUUUCGUUUUACGAUUAUCUUCACUCGAUCCGAACCUCAUACUCCCAAUCCACCUAGAAUUUCUAUACGAAUAUCGAGAGCCAACUUUCGGCAUUCUCUCUUCUACCGUGACUCCAUCAUCUGCUUUGCUACAAGAACGCAAAGAUCACUUGACAUAUAUGGUAUUCACCUUGGACAUACAUCAAAAAGCGUCAACUACGAUUCUUUCCGUUGGAGGCUUGCCGUACGAUCUCUUUAGGAUCGUCCCACUGGCCCCGCCUGUGGGCGGAGCUCUGCUUGUCGGUACCAAUGAGCUGAUACAUAUUGAUCAAGCUGGUAAAGCUAAUGGUGUGGCGGUCAACAUCUUCGCGACGCAAUGUACUAGCUUCAGCCUAUCGGACCAGUCUGACCUUGACCUACGGUUAGAAGAUUGCAAGAUUGACCAACUAUCUAUUGAAAACGGAGAAAUGCUCAUCAUACUACAUAGUGGUGAUCUUGCCAUUCUGAGCUUUCGAAUGGAUGGAAGAUCGGUCUCUGGUCUAAGUAUUCGGCGAGUGACUGCAGACUUAGGCGGCGCCAUAUUGAUUGGAGCAGCCUCAUGUGUAAGUUCUCUUGGAGCAGGAGCAUUAUUCGUUGGCAGUGAGGUAUCAGACUCUGUCGUUCUUGGCUGGAGUCGGAAGUCAGGCCAGCCUUCGCGGCGGAAAUCAAGGCUUGACAGUUCAGCAAUGGUAGACGUUGAUGAAGCCAUGCUUGAUGAAGAGGAUUUGGAAGAUGAUGACGAUGAUUUGUACGGUGACGGACCCACAGUCACUCACGCGGCUGGAAGUAUUACAGCUUCGAAUAGUAAAGAUGGAGAUUACGCCUUUAGUAUACAUGAUUCUAUGAUCAACAUAGCUCCCAUCACAAACAUCACAUUCGGAGAAGCAGUAUUGAGUUCAGGUAAGGAAGAAGAGCUCAAACUCAACGAUGUCAAGAGCGAACUUCAGCUUGUAGCUGCUGUCGGUCGUGAAAAGGGAGGUUCUUUGGCAGUCAUUAAUCGUAAUAUACAACCAAAAGUCAUCGGCCGAUUUGACUUUCCAGAAGCUCACGGUAUAUGGACCAUGAGCGCAAAGAGACCGGCACCGAAAGGAAUACAGGCCAAUAAAGAGAAGACAACCAUAAGUGGCGAGUGUGGCGUUGAUGCCCAAUACGACAGAUUAAUGAUAGUCUCCAAGGAGGCCAAGGCUGAAGAUGCUGUUGAUGAAUCUGCUGUAUAUGCAUUAACGAAUGCCGGAUUUGAGGCUUUGACAGGAACAGAAUUCGAACCAGCCGCUGGAUCCACGAUUGAAGCCGGAACACUUGGCAAUGGAAUGCGAGUUAUCCAAGUCCUAAAGUCUGAGGUUAGAAGUUAUGACGGUGAUCUUGGCCUUGCACAAAUAUUGCCGAUGCUCGACGAUGAAACUGGAGCAGAGCCGAAGAUCAUCAGUGCAAGUUUUGCAGAUCCAUUCCUCCUACUGAUAAGAGACGAUGCGAGCAUUUUCGUUGCACAAUGUGACGACGACAAUGAUCUUGAAGAGAUAGAAAGAGUUGAUGAUACUUUGCUUUCUACGAAAUGGCUGACUGGUUGUUUGUAUGACGAUCAUAGCGGAGCUUUCUCCAAUAGUAAGUCGAACAAGGCCGGGGGAAAUGUGAAGAUGUUCUUGCUGAGUGCUGGUGGAGCAUUGCACAUUUACGCUCUACCUGAUCUUUCUAUGCCAAUUUAUGUGGCGGAAGGAAUAUGUUUCGUGCCCCCUGUUCUUUCGGCAGACUAUGCAGCAAGAAGAUCUGCAGCUCGGGAAACUUUGACAGAAAUUUUAGUUGCUGAUCUAGGAGAUUUCGUCUCUCGGUCUCCCUAUCUUAUUCUGCGACCUUCGAACGAUGAUCUUACCAUCUACGAGCCUUUCCGCGUCAAGUCUGCGUCUCCAGAUCUUCUCUCGUCUACACUCCAGUUUUUGAAAAUACAGAACACUCACCUGGCGCAGAAUCCUGACGUGUCUGCUGAAGAGCAAGCAGAUGGUGCUCAACAGACCAGUGACAAGCCAAUGCGUGCUGUCUCAAACCUAGGUGGAUACAGUGCUGUUUUUAUGCCCGGUGGUUCUCCAAGUUUCAUCAUCAAGAGCUCUAAGACAUUGCCAAAGGUUCUCGGCCUGCAAGGAACAGGAGUUCGCAGCCUAAGUAGUUUCCAUACCGAAGGUUGUGACAGGGGAUUUAUCUAUGCCGACACGGAAGGAGUCGCCCGCGUAGCGCAACUUCCUCCAAAUACCACGUUUGCUGAGAUUGGAAUGUCUUUGCGAAAAGUUGAUUUAGGCGAGGACGUUCACGCAGUAGCAUAUCAUCCACCGUUGCAGACUUAUAUCGUGGGCACCAGCACUUUCACCGACUUCGAACUGCCCAAAGAUGACGACAAUCGCAGGAGUUGGCAACACGAGGAUAUUGCCUCCAAACCAUUGAUUGAGAAGUGUUUUCUUAAAUUGAUUAGUCCAGUCAACUGGUCCGUCAUUGAUACCAUCGAGCUUGAUUCCUGCGAGAUUAUAACCUGCAUCAAAACCUUAAACCUUGUGAUAUCAGAAGUCACCAAUGAGCGCAAACACUUGAUCGCCGUUGGAACAGCCAUAACCAAAGGAGAAGACCUCGCCACCACCGGUCGUCUCUACGUCUACGAUGUCGUCACCGUUGUCCCCGAACCCGGUAGACCAGAGACGAAUAAAAAGCUGAAGCAAAUUGCCGCCGAAACCAUCACCCGUGGCGCUGGUGGUCCCGUAACCGGUCUUUCUGAGAUCGGUACCCAGGGCUUUAUGCUUGUUGCACAGGGCCAGAAAUGCAUGGUGAGAGGUCUCAAGGAAGAUGGCACGAAUUUACCAGUCGCAUUUAUGGAUAUGAAUUGCUUUGUCACGUCUGUCAAGGAGCUUCCUGGUACGGGCCUAUGCGUAAUGGCGGAUGCCUUGAAGGGUGUUUGGUUUGCCGGAUAUACGGAAGAGCCUUAUAAGAUGCUACUUUUUGGGAAGAGUGCUACGAAGAUGGAAGUAUUGUGUGUGGAUUUGUUGCCAGAUGGAAAGGAUCUGUUUAUUGUGGCUGCGGAUGCCGAUGGAAACUUGCAUAUCAUGCAAUAUGAUCCUGAACAUCCCAAAUCCCUCCAAGGUCACCUCCUCCUCCACCGCACCACCUUCUCCCUCGGCGCCCACCAUCCCACAACCAUGACGCUUCUCCCCGCUAUCCGAUCCUUACCUCCAUUAACCACGGCCUCCACACCAUCUCUCAGUCCCUCUCCCCAAGAAGAAUCCCCCUCCCCUUCCCAGCCCCUCCUCUUCACUUCUCGUACCGGCACCCUUGCCAUUCUUUCCCCCUUAACUGAAUCCCAAUACCGACGUUUCGGCACCCUAGUCUCUCACCUUACAAACACACUCUAUCAUCCCUGUGGCCUCAACCCCAGAGCAUAUCGAAUCGAUAAAGAUGCAAAUGAGGGGAUUGUAGGAGGAAGAACGAUUAUCGAUGGAGGGAUUUUGGGCAGGUGGAUGGAACUUGGGAGUCAGAGGAGGGGAGAGGUGGCUGGACGAGUGGGAGUUGAUGUUGCGGAGUUGAGGGAUGAGUUGAGUGGGUUACUCGGGGGUGGUCUGGGAUUUAUCUAG